This is a messenger RNA of Lynx canadensis (Canada lynx), 4122 nucleotides long. RefSeq names its product fibroblast growth factor 14 (gene FGF14). The transcript has 5 exons. NCBI's taxonomy places the organism in Eukaryota, Metazoa, Chordata, Mammalia, Carnivora, Felidae. Bases 371 to 1129 code for a protein of 252 amino acids. The record is from RefSeq and is a predicted model, not a curated record. Gene Ontology annotation, biological process: cell differentiation; positive regulation of protein phosphorylation; regulation of cell migration. Gene Ontology annotation, molecular function: fibroblast growth factor receptor binding; growth factor activity. Gene Ontology annotation, cellular component: cytoplasm.
UUCCUUCUCUCCUAGGGGCUACACAAUGGCAGUCUUCUCUCAGUGAGAUGAAUCCUGCUUUGCCUUCUGCAGACCCACCCAUCCUCAUAGCGAUCAAGUAAAAGGCUAUGGUUUUCUCUUUGGGGAUCUUUUGUGCAUUACUGUUCUCUCUGAUUAGUUCUGGUCUCUGUUGGGAUUUCUUUGCUUUUUUGUUUGGCUUCAUGCUGAAAAAGGAUUUUUUUUCCAACCCUUCGGUAAUAAUCCAGUGGUGAUCGAGGGGGAUAAAUCAUUCACCCUGGCCGAAAAAAAACAAUCACUGAGAAGUCUCAAAGAAAUAUACCACGUGAGGGGAAAAAACUGGGAGAAGAUCCGGAAUAUUAUCGUUUUUCCUAUGGUAAAACCGGUGCCCCUCUUCAGGAGAACUGAUUUCAAAUUAUUAUUAUGCAACCACAAGGAUCUCUUCUUUCUCAGGGUGUCUAAGCUGCUGGAUUGCUUUUCGCCCAAAUCAAUGUGGUUUCUUUGGAACAUUUUCAGCAAAGGAACGCAUAUGCUGCAGUGUCUUUGUGGCAAGAGUCUUAAGAAAAACAAGAACCCAACUGAUCCCCAGCUCAAGGGUAUAGUGACCAGGUUAUAUUGCAGGCAAGGCUACUACUUGCAAAUGCAUCCCGAUGGAGCUCUCGAUGGAACCAAGGAUGACAGCACUAAUUCUACACUGUUCAACCUCAUACCAGUGGGACUGCGCGUUGUUGCCAUCCAGGGAGUGAAGACAGGAUUGUAUAUAGCCAUGAAUGGAGAAGGUUACCUCUAUCCAUCAGAACUGUUUACCCCUGAAUGCAAGUUUAAAGAAUCUGUUUUUGAAAACUACUAUGUCAUCUACUCAUCUAUGCUGUAUAGACAACAGGAAUCUGGUAGAGCCUGGUUUUUGGGAUUGAAUAAGGAAGGGCAAGUCAUGAAAGGAAACAGAGUAAAGAAAACCAAACCAGCAGCUCAUUUUCUACCCAAGCCAUUGGAAGUUGCCAUGUACCGAGAACCAUCUUUGCACGACGUGGGAGAAACGGUCCCGAAGGCCGGGGUGACGCCAAGUAAAAGCACAAGUGCGUCGGCAAUAAUGAAUGGAGGCAAACCAGUCAACAAAAGUAAGACAACAUAGCCAGAUCCUCACAGGUGUUGUGACUUAUUCGUCCUGAGCACAGUUGAGUGAUUUAUCCUUGCCAGACAUUCCUGCUCCCGCGGCUGAGGAGCGGCCGGAAGUAAGCCAAUGCUUGCUCUUUGCUGUCUCGAACUUCUUGAUUGCAAGUGGAUAAAUCUUCAACCUGUUGCAUCCCCAGAACAAGAAGACACCUGGACAACCAGCUCAACUCAGACCAUGGAAUGCCCUACCAGAUAUGGAAUGCCUUUUUAAUAUCUUUUCUGUGACUGUGACACUUCAUGUGAAUGACAUACUUCACAAGUACACUCGAUACCUUGCCUGCUGACAGCUACCCAUAAUCCUUUUUGAGUCCUGUUUCAGCGAAAUCCAUGUGUUUAAGUUCAAUUUUGUAGCACACAAAUACUAUUGAGUAAUUUCUAGUUAGACGCUGUAAACCUGUGCUAUUAUGGAUUUCUCUUCCCCCCGUUUUUACAGGGCUGCCCGCUCCACUGUCUGUGACCUUUUGCGGGGAUUGUAUUCCUCUAAAUCUUAAAUGUUGCAGUUGGCUUAGUUCGGAGAGCGAUCAGGGAAUCAGGAAGCCUUCUCAACCUAUUAGUACAAAUUGCAUCUAUAAAGAUUAAGAGUGUUGUCUCCGGCUCCCACUCUCAAUUAAACACACAUAUAUGCUCUGUCCAGUAGCAGAUACUGUGCUCCUCUGGUCGGUGUGGCCAGGGUGAGAAAUGGGUCAAACACAGUCCAGGGGAAGCUCUCUAAAGAUAUGUGUUUGACACCCCCCUAUAGUUCCUUUGUGUGUGUGUGUGUUUUAUACAUAUCACAAGCUUACUGGUUAAUGGUAACAUUUGCCUUGCCCAGCGAGCAAGACCCACUGGUUUUUGAGAAAGUGGGUCCAAAGAACUCUGUAGGCCUUGUAGGCCUGAUUAAGGUUCAUUUUUUCAUCUACUAAUCCUCAUUAUUUGGGAAAAAAAAAAGAAAAAAAAUAAAAUUCAAUAAUUACAACCUACAAGAAUUGCGCUACCUAAAUCCAUUUCAGAUAUAAUCCUACCUGUUUUUAAUGAACCGAACUGAAUGCCAUCCCCAGUUUUGGCUGCGUUCCACUCAUACUCAGCAGAGCAUGGGCAAGGCGGCUGUUGUGUUCUUUUUCUGCAGCAGCAAUGCAAACGUUAGUUAUAAAUUAGACUUUAAUAUUUUUGGUGUUUAAUGACAAGUUUUUAAAACUGGACAUAUUAUUAGGAAAAAAUAUUUUUUUUAGCUCAGCAUGCUGAGUCAGGUACUGUGUAUUUCGCCACUCCAAACCUGUAACUCAGCUUCUUGGGGCCCCAGUUGCCCAGUGGCUGGGGUAGAGGUGCCUUGCCAUGAUCUCAGAAUGCAGUCUGUUGAACUAUUCUGGAUAAAAUUCAAGGCAAACCAACACGUUCACACAUCAGGUUUUCGGUCCAUUCAGUUGAUUUGCAUUUGUUUUAUCUUGCUUUCUUAAUUUCCUUUUGCAUAAUUCUGAGCUUAGGGAAGACAACUGCUAAGAAAGGCCAUGAAUAUAGUUGACGGCACAAGGAAGAAACCAAGCAAAACGUUCGGUAUUGAAUAAAAAGAGUUUCAAAAUGUCUGAUACGAAACUGUUUGGAAAUAUAUUUGUUAGCUCUGUGUAUACUUAAUAAAAUUCAAUGUUUUCUCCUCCGAAGAGUUAACUGAGACCAAACUGAACCUCAUUUAUAGAAAACUCUAUGUGGGAUUAUGUACUGGCCUCUUGUUAUUAUUUCCACGUGGAAGGCUGACCCAGUCGCCAUUUCCCCCCAUCUGCACUGUAUUUUCUUGGAAAUUAUUUUGUCACUGCUUUCCUAAGUCUCCAUGACAGCCCUUGCCCGGCAUUUAAAAAUUUUGGCCUGCUUAGCUGAUUAAAGAUUUAGUAUAAAUUUAACUGUUUAUGCUUACUUCAUUUUCAUAUUGGAUUUCAUUUUAAUAAAUAAAAAGUUAGCAUAACGUUUGGGUAGAUUUAUUGUCAAUAAUGCUAAAGUACGAACAUAACAAAAUCAUUCCUUUGACCAUUCUUGAUUUCCUGUUACACCAUCUUAAGGCCUAUCGUUUUCAACAGGAUGAGUUAAAAUAUGUUAGAUGAGUUUCAUGAACCAACUAUUUAGGGAAGACAUAUAUUCUAUAAUAUGUUGCAAACUAUGAAUUAUUUAACUUGACAUUCCAAUUAGAUGGGCUUAUACACACUGCUCGCCCCAACUCACACACACACACACACACACACACACACACACACCAAACAACCCCACCUAUUUGUUUUUGGUAAUCAGCCCUACUUGCUGGUUUUUUCCCACUGCAAGCCUGUUAAUUGGUUAAAAUUAAGACAAGAUUUAUUUUUGUAAAUGACUGAGACUUAUGUAAAUGUGCAUCUCUGUUUUGUUUUUUAUAUGAGUUGUCUCUAAGGGCAUUUAUCCCUAUGAAUGGAUGUCAAAUACUUUCUUCUAAUAUAUGUUUAGACAUAUUGCAGACGGGUCCUUGUUAUUUGUAAAUUAGACCGUUUCCUCUGUGUCUGGUCUCACCUGUUGCAUGGGACAAGGACAGCACUGGUGAACUGCAUGUAGUAGGACCUACGUAUCAAGAACUGUGGUAUGUAUUAUUCAAUUUACAUACAAAGAGUUUGUCUGCAUUGUACAGUUUCUGUGUUUAAUACCAUUUGUUGUAUUCACACAUACAACAUACUGAAUAAAAUAUUGAUAUGAAGGCAUAUUACAAAACAUCAAACAACUUUAUGUAACAAAAUGGCAUCGCUUCACCCACAAAUAUAGAGAAAUAUCAUGUAAAUAAGUUGGUACACUCAAUUUCCCCCUUUACCAUGCCAAAGAAAAUUUUAGCUCUUUGAUGAUACCUCUCUUGCUAUUUUUCUGGGAUAAGACUUCACCAGUUUUCCCCUCAAAAAUUAAGUUUGCUGUUAUUAAGUAAGUGCAGUCUGUCAUUAUCAAUGUUCUGUAUAGUAAAUCCGAUGGAAUUCA